This is a messenger RNA of Meloidogyne enterolobii, 308 nucleotides long. The record is from the annotation of a GenBank genome assembly. NCBI's taxonomy places the organism in Eukaryota, Metazoa, Nematoda, Chromadorea, Rhabditida, Meloidogynidae.
UUCACUCAGCUCAAAGAGUGGAGUUGAAAUAGCUACAAAAUUAAAAAUAUUUUCUAAACUAAAUUUCAGAAUAACCCAAUCAAUUCAAAACAAACAUAAAAAGGGCCAAACGAUGAGCAAAAAAUUGAUUGAAUCUAGUGACGAAGACAACGAUGAUUUGGAUAAAUAUUUGGAUUCUUUAAAAACUCAACAAAGCAAUCAACAAAAGGAUAAUGAAAUGAUAGAAAAAGAUUCUGAUGAACAUUCUGAAAUUAUACAAACAAAAAAGGAGGUAAAGAGAAGGAAAGUAAUAGAUGAAGACGAAUAAA